AUGGAUCAACUAGCCACAAAAGUUGCUGAGAUUGAUCAAAGGUCUACAAAUAUCUUUUCUAGUGAUACAAUUCCAAAUCCAAGAGAGGAGUGCAAGGUUAUCACCUUGGUAAGUGGACUAGUGGCAGGUAAGGAAGCACAAGUUACUGAGGAACUAGUUGAAAAAGAAGCUCUAGAGAAGGCACAAGCCAAGGAGAAGCACACCCCUGAGAAGCACCCUGAUAAUCCUUUUCCAGUUAAUCUUGAGCAAUAUCCAGUGAAGUCUUCAGCACCUGAAUACAAUCCAAAGAUGCCAUAUCGUCAGAGGCUUCAAAAGAAGACCAAAGACAAGAAAUUUUCAAAGUUCUUGGAAUUCAUGAAGGAGUUGCUAUCCAAGAAGAGAACUUUAAAGAGAGAUGAGACAGUGGUUAUGACCAAGGAAUGUAGUGCCAUCAUUCAGAGCAAAUUGCCAAGAAAGAUGUUGGAUCCGGAAAGCUUUUAA
Molecule: messenger RNA, 480 nt
Organism: Arachis ipaensis
Lineage: Eukaryota; Viridiplantae; Streptophyta; Magnoliopsida; Fabales; Fabaceae
Source: RefSeq, a predicted model, not a curated record